Arvicola amphibius (Eurasian water vole) is the source of this 3637-nucleotide messenger RNA. RefSeq names its product TYRO3 protein tyrosine kinase (gene Tyro3). Gene Ontology annotation, cellular component: signaling receptor complex. Gene Ontology annotation, molecular function: transmembrane receptor protein tyrosine kinase activity; protein binding; ATP binding. Lineage: Eukaryota; Metazoa; Chordata; Mammalia; Rodentia; Cricetidae. The record is from RefSeq and is a predicted model, not a curated record. Gene Ontology annotation, biological process: phagocytosis; cell surface receptor protein tyrosine kinase signaling pathway; positive regulation of kinase activity.
GGUGCGGCGUCGCCGCCGAUGGCGCUGAGGCGGAGCAUGGGGCGGCCGGGGCUCCCGCCGCUACUGCUGGCGGGGCUGGCCUCUCUGCUGCUCCCCGAGUCCGCGGCCGCAGGCCUGAAGCUCAUGGGAGCCCCAGUGAAGAUGACAGUGUCUCAGGGGCAGCCAGUAAAGAUCAACUGUAGCGUGGAGGGAAUGGAGGACCCUGACAUACACUGGAUGAAGGAUGGGACUGUGGUCCAGAAUGCAAGCCAGGUGUCCAUCUCAAUAAGCGACCAGUACUGGAUUGGCUUACUCAGUCUGAAGUCAGUGGAGCGGUCUGAUGCCGGCCUGUACUGGUGCCAGGUGAAGGAUGGGGGAGAAACCAAGACGUCUCAGUCAGUAUGGCUCACUGUGGAAGGUGUGCCAUUCUUUACAGUGGAACCAAAAGAUCUGGCAGUGCCACCCAAUGCCCCUUUCCAACUGUCUUGUGAGGCCGUGGGUCCUCCGGAACCUGUAACCAUUUUCUGGUGGAGAGGACUCACUAAGGUUGGGGGACCCGCCCCCUCUCCCUCUGUUUUAAAUGUGACAGGAGUGACCCAGCGCACAGAGUUUUCUUGUGAACUCACAACAUAAAAGGCUUGGCCACAUUCCCGGCCAGCCAUUAUUCGCCUUCAAUCCCUAUCCACAGCACCGCCUGCAGCUCCCUUCAACAUCACAGUGACGACGAUCUCCAGCCGCAACGCUAGCGUGGCCUGGGUGCCCGGUGCUGAUGGGUUAGCUCUGCUCCAUUCCUGUACCGUGCAGGUGGCACAGGCCCCAGGAGACUGGGAGGUCCUGGCUGUUGUGGUCCCAGUGCCACCCUUUACCUGCCUGCUUCGGGACUUGGCCCCUGCCACCAACUACAGCCUUAGGGUGCGCUGUGCCAAUGCCUUGGGGCCUUCCCCCUAUGCUGACUGGGUGCCCUUUCAGACAAAGGGCCUAGCACCAGCCAGAGCUCCCCAGAAUCUCCAUGCCAUUCGUACUGACUCUGGCCUUAUCCUGGAAUGGGAAGAAGUGAUCCCUGAGGACCCUGGAGAAGGCCCCCUGGGACCUUAUAAACUGUCCUGGGUCCAAGAAAACGGAACUCAGGAUGAGCUGAUGGUGGAAGGGACCAGGUCCAAUCUGACCGGCUGGGAUCCCCAGAAGGACCUGAUUUUGCGUGUGUGUGCCUCCAAUGCAGUUGGCUAUGGGCCCUGGAGUCAGCCACUGGUGGUGUCUUCUCAUGACCAUGCAGGAAGGCAGGGCCCUCCCCACAGCCGCACAUCCUGGGUGCCUGUGGUCCUCGGGGUGCUUACCGCCCUGAUCACUGCUGCUGCCUUGGCCCUCAUCCUGCUUCGAAAGAGGCGAAAGGAAACACGGUUCGGGCAAGCCUUUGACAGUGUCAUGGCCGGAGGGGAACCUGCUGUGCACUUCCGGGCAGCUCGGUCUUUCAAUCGAGAAAGGCCUGAACGCAUUGAGGCCACACUGGACAGCCUGGGCAUCAGCGAUGAAUUGAAGGACAAGCUGGAGGAUGUCCUCAUCCCAGAGCAGCAGUUCACCCUCGGCCGGAUGUUGGGCAAAAGGUGUGGGGAGUUUGGGUCAGUGCGGGAAGCCCAGCUGAAACAGGAAGACGGCUCCUUCGUGAAAGUGGCUGUGAAGAUGCUGAAAGCUGACAUCAUCGCCUCAAGCGACAUAGAAGAGUUCCUCAGAGAAGCAGCUUGCAUGAAGGAGUUUGACCAUCCACACGUGGCCAAGCUUGUUGGGUGAGCCUCCGGAGGCAGGGCUAAAGGUCGCCUCCCCAUUCCCAUGGUCAUCCUGCCCUUCAUGAAGCACGGAGACUUGCAUGCAUUUCUUCUCGCCUCCCGAAUCGGGGAGAACCCUUUUAACCUGCCCCUCCAGACUCUGGUCCGGUUUAUGGUGGACAUUGCCUGUGGCAUGGAGUACCUGAGCUCCCGGAACUUCAUCCACCGAGACCUGGCAGCUCGGAAUUGCAUGCUGGCCGAAGACAUGACAGUGUGUGUGGCUGACUUUGGACUCUCCCGGAAAAUCUACAGUGGGGAUUAUUAUCGUCAGGGCUGUGCCUCCAAAUUGCCUGUCAAGUGGUUGGCCCUGGAGAGCUUGGCUGACAACUUGUAUACCGUACAGAGCGAUGUGUGGGCCUUCGGGGUGACCAUGUGGGAGAUCAUGACUCGUGGGCAGACGCCAUACGCUGGCAUUGAAAAUGCUGAGAUUUACAACUACCUCAUCGGCGGGAACCGCCUGAAACAGCCUCCGGAGUGUAUGGAGGAAGUGUAUGAUCUCAUGUACCAGUGCUGGAGCGCCGACCCAAAGCAGCGCCCAAGCUUCACAUGCCUGCGGAUGGAACUGGAGAACAUUCUGGGCCACCUGUCUGUGUUGUCCACCAGCCAGGACCCCUUGUACAUUAACAUUGAGAGAGCUGAGCAGCCGACUGAGAGAAGCAGCCCUGAGCUGCCCUGUGGAGAACAGUCUAGGAGCGAGGCAGGGGAUGGCAGUGGCAUGGGGGCAGUAGGUGGCAUCCCCAGUGACUGUCGGUACAUCUUCAGCCCUGGAGGGCUGGCUGAGUCACCUGGGCAGUCUGAGCAGCAGCCAGAAAGCCCCCUCAACGAGACCCAGAGGCUGCUGCUACUGCAGCAGCAAGGGCUGCUGCCCCACAGUAGCUGUUAGCCCGCAGGCAGAGGACAGCUGGGGCCAUCCCUCUGGCUCUGCUGGCCACUGUGCUGGCUGACUAAGCCCAGCCUGAUCACAGCCCAGGCAGCAAGGUAUGGAGGCUCCUGUGGUAGCCCUCCCAAGCUGUGCUGGCACCUGGACUGACCAAAUUGCCCAAUCCCAGUUCUUCCUGCAACCACUCUGGCCAGCCUGGCAUCAGUUCAGGCCUUGGCUUAGAGGAGGUGAGCUAGAGCUGGUUGCCUGAAUGUAGGCAGCUGGCAGGGGGUGGGGGUGGCGGCUAUGUUUCCAUGGGUACCAUGGGUGUGGAUGGCAAUAGGGGAGGGUAGCAACAGCCCUGUGGGCCCCUACCCUCCUGCCUGAGCUGCUACUACUUCUAGUGCUCGCUUGGAGCUGCCUGCAGUCUGGAGGCACAUCAGUGCCCACCACACUUAGGCUUAAAUGCCAGGUUUGCCCCUCCAAAUCACAAAGAGAUAUCCUUGUAUUCACUUUUAGGUGGCAGGAAGGGAUUGGCACAUUUGGGUCCCAAAGCCCUGUGGCAGGAGAUGGUGGGAUAUUCUCAGGUCUGAAUCCUCAUCACCUUCCUGAUUCCCCACCCUGCCAAGGCCAGGAACUGACUGGGCACCUCUGAGGCAUGCAGGAGGACAAAAGGCUACAGAGGUCUGUCUUCUAAAGGCAGGACUUUCUGAGUCUGUCUGGGUCUGUCUGGUGGAAGGGUGCUGAGGGGCACUGAGGGGCUUGCCCAGAAGUGAGUGAAGCAGUUCAAGACCCCUCCAAGCUUCCCACGGUCUGUCUGAGCAUGCUACCAAGUCCCCAAAUACCCCCUAAACUAACAGAGGCAGUUCUGUCUAAGCCCAACCCUUCCACAUGGUGACCCUUAGGCCCACCCUCCUCUCUAAGUGGACGUCCUCUUUGUCUCAAGUCUCCAGAGAGAAAACAAGCCUGGUAGCUGAUG